UAUCUGAGUGGACCGAUACCACAUAACAAUAUGUGCCUCUAAGUUUCCCCCACGAAGGACAGCCAAAGAAAUACGCCACAUAUCUUGCUACACUUGGUAUCAGCCUCAGUAAUGAAAACACAAGACAGAAGACACUCUGCAUUUCACUGAGUGUUAAGCCACAGAGCACGUUCCUGGUUCGGCAAAUGCUGCAGCAGGACGGACACGAUGGAGAAUCCUUUGGAGAGAAGGGUGAUUACCAUACCAGCUUUGGGACGCAGCUUUCGACUAGGGAUGCUGUAUGAUUGCAGAAUCGACUCACCAAUCUCUGCUAUAACAUUAUGGAAUUCAACCAGUCUUGAAAACAGGACAGUGCAGCCAUUAAAUCAUAGUAAUUCUGAUGUGUUGUGCUUUGACUCUCUGAAUGACAAAGUCUCAGCAUUAACAAUGAGUGGUUCACUGAAACUGAGCUUUAUGAGCGGUCUUCUACAGUUAGAGGGAGCAGGGAAAUACCUUUAUAAUGAAAAGAGUUCCAGUCAAGAGAAAAAUGUAACUUUGCACUAUAACUGUACUACAAGAGAAGAAAGCAUGACAAUGGAACAGUUGGGCUGCGACAGACUUCAGCAUCCAUAUGUUAUUGAUCAAGGCAUAGCGACACAUGUGGUCAUCAGUAUUGUGUACGGGGCGCAAACAUUUCUAACCUUCAAGAGAAAAUAUUCUUUAUCAGAGUUUGGUACACAAAUAGAAGGUAACGUUAAAGCCAUAAUUGGAAAAAUUCCUAUAUUAGGUGUAAAAGAAGAUAUCCUGCUGAAUAUGACUGAAAAUGAGAAGAAAGAAAGUGAAAUGUUUGAAUGUAGCUAUACUGGAGAUUUUAAUUUACCCAAAAAUCCUUCAUGUUAUUUAGAAGCAGUGAAGCUUUACCAAGAGUUUCCUAAGCUUCUGGGAACAAACGGUGAAAAUGCUGUUCCUGUUCAAGUCCAGCUCUAUCCACUUAUUCUAAUCGAUGAAAAAGCUCCAAGACUAGUUAGAGAGAUUAGCACAGGAUUGAUUACUGAAAUAGAAACUUUGUUUGAAAAAAUGGAUGAAUUAAGAGUUGAAUGCAGAGACAUUUUGCAGUCUGUUGCGGCAAAAACAUUCCCUUACUUUAGGGAACAAUUGCAGGAUAUUGAAAGAUUAAUGAGGAGUUGCAAAAGUAAAAUACAAGAGAAAAUGGGUGUGAUGUUGCCUGAAAUCAGAAGUGGUAAGGAAGAAAAGAGAAGCCUGGUGGACCUCGUUCAUGAGACAAACAAAUCACCAGCCAGUUUUGAGAGUCUCAGCUCAUUGCUCUCAGGUAAGAGAAUUCAAGCACAUUUUCUCAACAACUGUGUAUCAGCCAUGCCGGAUAUUAAGUUUGCCACAAGAAAGGGUGACUUAGAGUCUGUGAAUAUGGGGAUUAAUAAGACUCAUACCUUAUGUUUGGUUAUUUCUUUACCAUCGCAUAAAUCCAAGAUUGAGAUGAUGAGGCAGUUUUGUCUUGGACAACAAUUCUCAAGCAGUUGUCAAAAAGUACCUGGCUCAGUCACAACACAACAAAAAAAUAGUAGACCCACUCAAGAGAUUGUUGAUGAAUUUAGAAAAUUUUAUAGAAUUAAUAAGUACUCUAUGAAGACCUCUUUUAUAGUGACACAAGAAUUUUCUGAAAAUGAUAAUACAAUUCAUGCUCAGGUUAAUUUCUACAAAAAUCAAGAUCUGAUCAGUGACAACUAUGAACUGCCAUCACCACCAAGCAUGAUAACUACAAUAAGGACAAAGGAUGUCACCAUCACGUGGAAUCCACCAAAGCACGGUGCUUCAAACAUCACUUCCUAUGUUGUCAUAUGCUAUGGCCCUAACAACACUAUAGAAUUCAUAGCAGGCCGUGAUGAGACUGCAGCUAUCAUUGGAAGAGAGCAUACCAUUUUUGCAAUUUUCCCGUUAUUAAUUAAGGUAGAGGUGUUUGCCAUGUGUGAGGCUGGGAAGGGACCAAGCUUUCAAUUUAUGCUAAACUUGUGAAGGGUCUAUCUUUCAAAACCCUAGAAAAUACAAAUCCGAAACCCGGAUGUGAGAAUUUGGAAUUGGUAAAUUCAC
Messenger RNA from Portunus trituberculatus (swimming crab), 2085 nucleotides. Its product is annotated as neoverrucotoxin subunit beta-like. The coding region runs from base 208 to 2010 and encodes 600 amino acids. Lineage: Eukaryota; Metazoa; Arthropoda; Malacostraca; Decapoda; Portunidae. The transcript is spliced from 2 exons. The record is from RefSeq and is a predicted model, not a curated record. Gene Ontology annotation, molecular function: protein binding.